CAUGCGUGAGACUUACCUGGUUAGGUAAAUGAAUCCAGUUCAUUUCAGUUGGGAGCGUGAAGUAAACGUGAACUUCACCAACACCAACAUUUCGAAAGCGGGUUAAAUGAUAAUGUGCCAGAGGUAACAGAUUAAAGGUUGAAAUUAGGCUUGAAAGUAACAGCAAAGGAUUCUUGAGGUUCAUAGAAAAAAAACAUACAAAAAAAUGCCGCGAGUGUUUCUGGUUAAAAAGACGAGCACCACUUCCGGGAAAAGAAACUGGAAUGAAGUACCUGACUGUGUACGCGGGGACAUCUACACACCAGUGUGGCUCUUCACUCGUCAUGGCCAUGAUGAGUGUGCGCACAGCCCUGCUGAGCUGCCCGUCUGUCCCUCUACCCCACAAAGCAAGACCACACACACACACAAUCAAUCUCACAGCUCGACUGCCCAGCUGUCCUGCUCUGCCAUGCAGGAGUCGAGCUCACACAGGCCUCCUUUCAUCUGCUCGAAAAAUAAGAUUACUGAGAUGGAAAAUGAAACAUUGAAUGUCUCACAAACCACACCAGAUUCUUUUUCCUGCUCAGUAUGCCAUAAGACUUUCAGUUUAGCUCGAGUGAUGAAACGUCAUUUGAGGACUCAUAGCGAUUUUAAGAAGUACUCAUGUGAAUACUGUGGGAAAGGCUUCAACGACACUUUUGACCUUAAGAGGCACGUGCGCACCCAUACAGGUGUGCGGCCCUUUAAGUGUACUGUGUGUGAGAAGGCCUUCACUCAGCGCUGCUCUCUGGAGGCUCACCUGAAAAAGGUUCAUGGUGUUGUCCAACAGUAUGCCUACAAGGAACGUAGGGACAAGCUGUAUGUGUGUGAAGAGUGUGGCCUGACUGCUGAGACACAGGACAGCCUGCACAGUCACAUCCAAGUCAAACAUCCCAACAGCAGGCUUGCCAAAGCCAAAUCCAAAGGCAGGAAAAGGAAGGCACAAACCCGGGGAGGAAGUGUGUCUCCGUGUUCUCCUCACUCGCUAAGUGAUGCUGAUGCUGGGGUCUGAGUAAAGCUGAAAUGACAGAUGACUAGGGAAAUGACCCACUCAUGAUCUUUUAAAUCCGUUGGAAGUGGUCAAUGGUUGUGGUUUAGAUCAGACAAGUUAAAGUAAAGAUCUCAGCACUGGAAACUUCUUCCUGAGCAAACCCUUUAACCAACACUUGCACCAAAAAUUUGACACUUCCUUCCUUUUUGGAAUAAAUGAAUAAUAUGGAUCCCAGUGUGUGUUUUCCAGGGAAUUACAAUUUAGACAAUAUAUGUCUUUCAUAUUCAUUAAGAUAAUAAAAUGAACAUACAUACAGGUAUGUAUACAACAGUUAUAUUACUGAUAGAGACGUGCUGUUGUAUAGGACAUAUACACAUUGUUAUCCUUUAUGUACACACAAAAGGAAAAGCCUAUAGUUUGUCGUAUUUAGUAACAUAUAUUACACACUUUUCCACACUCUUGCAAUGUAUUCGUGUGGCUAUCACAGACAAAUCAUUAUUAGACCCUUCAGGUCUCUAAUGCAUAUUUAGAGCAUUCUUUUUAUGCUGUACUUAAAUAUUUGAGGAUAGUUUUGAAUAAACAUGUAUACUGGCAAAUAAAAUUUACUCUUU
This is a messenger RNA of Tachysurus vachellii, 1620 nucleotides long. It is a transcript of the gene ovol1b, whose product is annotated as ovo-like zinc finger 1b. Bases 206 to 1030 code for a protein of 274 amino acids. Gene Ontology annotation, molecular function: DNA-binding transcription factor activity, RNA polymerase II-specific; RNA polymerase II cis-regulatory region sequence-specific DNA binding. Gene Ontology annotation, biological process: regulation of transcription by RNA polymerase II; epidermal cell differentiation. The record is from RefSeq and is a predicted model, not a curated record. The transcript is spliced from 4 exons. Gene Ontology annotation, cellular component: nucleus. NCBI's taxonomy places the organism in Eukaryota, Metazoa, Chordata, Actinopteri, Siluriformes, Bagridae.